AACUAUAGCCUAUAGAAAUACUUAACAUAUGUAUUUAUUCAUUCCAUCUUCUUUCACUCUCCCAAAAGUAGAAAACAUUAUCUCAACCAACCAUCACCACUCACGUGGUAGCUUAACCAUACCCAGGAAGUAUCAAACCUCACAGCCAUUCCUCUUCCAAAACUUCAAUGGCUACUUCCUUCAACCACGUUGUUGCUAUGCCUUAUCCUGCACGAGGCCACAUCAAUCCCAUGAUGAACCUAUGCAAGCUCCUUGCCUCUAACAACAACAACAUCCUCGUAACCUUUGUUGUCACCGAAGAAUGGUUAAGCUUCAUCUCCUCCGAACCAAAACCCGACAACAUAAGCUUCCGUUCUAUCCCUAAUGUUAUUCCCUCCGAACUCACUCGCGGCCGCGACCAUCCUGCCUUCAUAGAAGCUGUCAUGACAAAGAUGGAGGAACCGUUUGAUGAGCUACCACUACAAGAAAAAAGCUGAUUUGCUGGGUGAGUUUGCCAGGUGAUAUACACCUUACAAAUUAUUGCAGUUGCGGGGUGCGUAUCACCUCUCAACCUAGUUUUUUUUUAAAAAAUAUAUAUAAAUGUUUUUCCAUCUCGCAAAGUGUGGAGGGAAGGUUGAAAUUUUGAAAAAAAAUGUUGCAGAAUGUUAACCACCCCGCAAUAAUGUUCUAAAAAAAUUAUUGAAAAAUCAAGUAUUAUAUUUAUUGAAAAGUCAGGGUGGCAGGUGAGCAGUUGAUGAAUUUACUGACACAAAAGUUGCGGAGUGCAAUACACCUCGCAAGUCUCAACGCUUUUGUGCGUUGCGGGGUGGGAUGCACCUGGCAAGUUUCCUAAUAAAAUUGGGGGAAAAAUUAAAUCUGGAAAUUAAUGGUGAUACAUAGUAGUGGGGACAUGUGUCAGACAGGUAAGUUGCGGGGUGAAUAGCACGCGGCAAGUCUGAUGGUCAAAAAUAUUGGCUGGGAGUUUUCCACCCCGCAAACUUUUCCUAAUAAUCACACGUAUCCCUUCCAUUUCCCCAGUUUCAGUCUCAGACAUUAGAACCAUUUCUUCCUCUCUCUCUCGUUUCACCAAAAAAUACUCACCGCAAACCUCACCAAAAACCCUAAAAAUCACAUUUUUUCUCCAAAUCAACACAUCAAGACUCAUUGUAAAGUUGCCGGGUUCAAAAUAUAUUUCUGUUGCUGCGUUUUAACUCUAUUAGGCGUUGUGUUUCUUCUCAUUUUCUUCAUCCAACCCAUUAUUAAGUAUGGAAAAUUACAAAUUCUAUCGUAGUUGGAUGUACGAUCGUAUGUAUGCUGGGAGACGUGGACUUAAACCACUUUUUGAGGAAGGAGUUAAAUUGUUUAUUACAUGGGCAUUUCUUUCUUAUAUAUUAUUAAGCAUAUGCACAUGUUUCCAUUUUUUUAAAUUUGAUUAAUACUUAUUUAAAUUUUGGUUUUUAGUUUUGUGCCAAGUAGGCCUCCUGCAGUUAGCAUAAAGGAAGUCAUCCAAGAGUUGUAUAAAGCACCUUGGAAGACUUUCGGACAACUUAUGAAGAAGGAUCCUGAAUUAUAUAAACGUUGGUUCGACAAAUUUCGGAGAAGUGUGUAUGGCGUAUGAGAAGAGCUCCAUUAAUGCAAGAGCUUCACGAGAGGACUUAUCGGGGAAGAGAUGGAGAGUAUUGCGACGACCGUGCUAGAGAUACUCAAGCGGAGUACCAAAGGUUGAAGAAGGAGUUUUUAGCUAAACAUCCUGAGUUAGGCGGUCCACGUGGACGAUAUCCUCUUGAUCCAGCUAUUGAUCAGUAUUUGUGGUUGCAAGCAAGUAAGGGAAAGAAGAGAAAUGGAAAAAUUUAUGCUGCAGGGCCUUUAGCUAGCAACUACAAAAAAGGGGAUAGGUAUUCUUUAUUUAGGAGAAUUGCAGACGGGGAAGGAUCUUCACGUCCUCCGACAUUAACCCCUGAAAUAACUGAAACAAUUAAACAACUAGCUCAGAGUGAAGCAGCACGUGAAAAUGAAACAUUGAGAAAAAAACAAAUGGAGUUGGAGGAAGCAUUGAGACUUUCACAAGAGCAAAUGAUGCUUACUCAACAACAAAUUCAACAACAAGUGCAACAACAAAUACAACAACAAAUGCAACAACAAAUGCAACAAAUGCAACAAUUCUUUCGACAACAAUAUGGUGGUGGUGGAUUUGGAGCGGGUGGUAACCAAAGAGUAGUAGACGAGAAUGAUGAACAAAACGAAAAUAAUGCGGACGACCCGGAUCCUUUGUGAAUAUUAUUUUGAAUUUAAAUAUUUUGGAUAAUCAUGAAUUUCUUUAUAUUAAAUAUGCAUUUCUUUAUAUUAAUUAUGCAUUU
Messenger RNA from Vicia villosa (hairy vetch), 2336 nucleotides. RefSeq lists its product as uncharacterized. The record is from RefSeq and is a predicted model, not a curated record. Lineage: Eukaryota; Viridiplantae; Streptophyta; Magnoliopsida; Fabales; Fabaceae. The coding region runs from base 1594 to 2253 and encodes 219 amino acids. The transcript has 4 exons.